Marchantia polymorpha subsp. ruderalis is the source of this 1244-nucleotide messenger RNA. The record is from the annotation of a GenBank genome assembly. Lineage: Eukaryota; Viridiplantae; Streptophyta; Marchantiopsida; Marchantiales; Marchantiaceae.
CCUCGUCCCCUUCAGCUCCGUCUCUCCAUCCGCGAGGGGGGAUUCGAUGCCCUCGUCCCCUCUUCCUCGAUUCCGUGCUCACUAACCGCUGUACUACAACCGACGUCUCAGAUGGAGCCGCUGGGAUUUCAUCACUUAAACCAACCAACCCACCCAAUCAUGCACGCACCGAAGCUGAGAGGAGAAUGUCUUGACAUAUCUCAUGUCAUCAUCGCAAAUCUUGCAGCCCCCUUUCGGUAUUCGAUUCCGGUCUUAGCAGCCAGGCCAUCGACGUGAAUCCGUCCAUGAUCAUCGGGCAUCGGUCAAUCUGCUUUUGCACUUUCGGUUUGGCGUUCGUUGUCGUUCAUGAGGCCUCCCUCCCGACUUGCUACACGUUUGCUAGACUAGGCAGGAGUUUCUCUCGUCAUGGCGCAACUUCUUCUACCGUGGGUCACCUUUUGCUUAGUAUUAUCAAGCUUUCUAUGAUGACGCCGAAUGAGGCAUGAACUCAGCGAAACGAGUCUUCUCUUACUUUGGGAAUCAUAGAAAUCUUCAACAGAAGAUCCACGGAUUUUUACAGUCACUAGUUUCGGCACAAAGGAAGGGAGUGGCGUUCCUAUGUAGAAUGGUGCUCGCCCCUUGCCAAGCAAAGAAAGUGCUUCGCAUACGCGGUGGCUACAUUCAUUGCUCAGCUUACGCUGCCACGGACAUGCACAUCGCACUUUGAUCGCAGGGAACAAAAGGAGUCGAAGACGGCUGGCCAGCUACGGACGGACUCGACUGACCGAAUGCUCAGGCAUAUUCCUGGAGCAGGGAUAUUUCAGGUGGGCAUUAUUUCACGUGCUUGAGCCCCACUUAUAAGCCGUCAUCCGCUGGUCGGUCUGGUCCUUAGGCGAUGAAGGCUCGGAUCAGACCACCAUCCGUCGCUCCGUGGCCGUGCCAUUCCUUUGCGCCGAAGUUAUACGACAACCACCGGGCAUCCCCAUGGGAUGUCCUCCUGGCCAGCGCUCUCCUCUGGCAUGACUCCUUGCGCAAGCUCUCUCUAGCAGCGACUAUGUGUCACCGCGUACUCGCUCGCUUGAGGCUCAAUUAACAAGGAUCCACGCUUUUUGUUUGAAUUUCGUGGUUCCCGAACGCCAGCGACUCAGGAUUGGUGUCUGUUUCUGAUUCCUUUGGCUUUUUCGUUUGGUUCGAAGGAGGAAAUUCUUGUGCUACAGCUUAUUGACUCCAUCCGACAUGAUUCCACAUUUGUUAAGUAGUUCUUU